AUGACCUCGAUUGACGACCUCGGCGGCAACGGCCCUCGGCUGCCAACUCGGCCCGUCAACACGGGCGUGCUCCCCGUUCUGCCGCCCGGCGUGGAGCAGCCGGACAACAACUCGCGCAGCAAUGCCGCGACAGCCGCGUCGGCCGCCGGCAUGCGCGCAUUCACCGCCCAGGCCGUCGCCUUUUACUUUCGCGCGCCGGCAAAGGCCUUCUUCCGCAUGCGCGUCGACUACCUUGCCUUUGCGCGCAACAUCCACCUGGAGCGACAGCGACAGCUCCAGGAGGCCGCAGCCGCGUCGCCCUCCAGGCUCAAGGACGUCGUGCUCUGGCUCCGCGGCACCACGCCCGGCGUGCUGACCACCGCCAUCCGCCAGCAGGGCUGGUCCGUGGUGCCGGAGCACGUGCUGCCGCCGCUCAUGGCCAACGUGGCCGUCGGCGCGGUCCUCUACUCCAGCUACCUGCACAUCCUCGGCCAUCUGCACGAGGAGUCGUCUCGCGCAACCAAGCGCGUCUACCCGCCCCCGUGCCCUCAGGACACCUUUGCCGCUGGCUUCAUGGCCGGCUGCAUCCAGAGCUUUGUCGCCGCCCCGCUGGACGCCAUCCAGGCGCGCUACGACCAUCGUGCAUUCAUGGGUGCCGAGACCACCGCCGCGUCCGCAUCCGCAUCCGCAUCCGCAUCCGCCAAGCCGCCGAGCAUGUGGGCCUUUGGGUCGGCCAAGCUCCGCGAGAUCGGGCUGCGCGGCGUCUUUGCCGGCUGGAGCAUGUCGCUGGCCAAGGACAGCUUCGGCAACGCCGUCUUCUUCUCCACGUUUGAGUACAUCAAGGCCCAGAGCUACUACAAAUUCGUCAAGUGGUACUACGGGGACCUCAGCGAGGCCAUGGUCGACGUGCUGUCCAGGCGACGGCCUUGGUCUCUGGGCUCCGACGCCCAAAAUGCACCGCAGCCGCGGUCCAACGCCGCCGCCAAUGAUUCGGCCGCCGCGCCGACGGUGAUCCGGCCGCACUACGCCAUCGAGCCCGUCUUCCUCCUCGCCGCCGGCGUGUCCGCCUCGAUAGCGCAGCAGGUGGCCGUCUACCCCAUCUCGCAGCUGCAGCUGGAGCACUUCAACCACCUGGAGGACCUCGACGCCGAGGCGAGGCGGCACCGCGCGAGCCCGGACAGGCGCGGCCCGAGCAUGUGGCGCGCCUACUACCGCGCCUACCAGGAGACGUGGGCGCAGUGCUCGGCCGUCGCGAGGUCCCAAGGCACACACGUGGCGUCGUGGCUUUAUCGCGGCUUCUGGUGGAACACGCUUCGGCAGGUCCCCAGCACCAGCGCGGGCCUCAUCAUCUUCGAGCUGGUGAGGCGCAAGUACGGUCUCGGCGGCGACGAGGUCCGCAUCACCAAGGACGGUUAUGAUAUCCUGCUCAGCUGA
This is a messenger RNA of Pyricularia pennisetigena, 1413 nucleotides long. RefSeq lists its product as uncharacterized. Gene Ontology annotation, molecular function: L-ornithine transmembrane transporter activity. Bases 1 to 1413 code for a protein of 470 amino acids. Lineage: Eukaryota; Fungi; Ascomycota; Sordariomycetes; Magnaporthales; Pyriculariaceae. The transcript has a single exon. The record is from RefSeq and is a predicted model, not a curated record. Gene Ontology annotation, biological process: mitochondrial L-ornithine transmembrane transport.